This is a messenger RNA of Scleropages formosus (Asian bonytongue), 2769 nucleotides long. Its product is annotated as macrophage receptor MARCO-like. NCBI's taxonomy places the organism in Eukaryota, Metazoa, Chordata, Actinopteri, Osteoglossiformes, Osteoglossidae. The coding region runs from base 326 to 1735 and encodes 469 amino acids. Gene Ontology annotation, cellular component: membrane; extracellular matrix. The record is from RefSeq and is a predicted model, not a curated record. The transcript has 14 exons.
CAAACAGUUUUUUUGAAAGGUUAAGAAUGGUUCGGUGCAUCAUUUGUCUUUGUGUGUUGCUGUUAAAGCAACAGUGAAACUGUCCUGCAAAGACCACUUCUCCAUUUCAGGAAUAUCAGUGGUUGCAGCGCUGCUGCACGUGAUGCACAUCGGUAAAACAAGCGUGAAUGGACAGAGUUCUGAUAUGUAGGUUAAGGGAUUUUUGGGCUGAGUCAGCAGUUUCUUUAAGAGGUGGAGUUUUAUUUUACUUCUGUUUCAUAUAAGAAGGGAUUGAGUCAAAAAUAUUCUUCAUCCCGUAUAAAAAGCUACAGAGAGGUCACAUGGGAUGGCCGUUUUGCUGAGCCACAGCAACCCACUGUAUGAGUUAGACAUGAAGCUGAACAAGGCCGACCACUUCGAGAUUGAGAACAAUGAUUUUUCAAGGAAAAAGACCAAGAAUGGGCACAAGUGCCUGAAUGUGAUAAUUGUGUAUCUCAUUCUGCUGACUGGAUUCAUUGCAUUUCUAAGCUACAAAGUCUUUGACUUGCAAGAUAAAAUCCACGACAAAGCAGGUCAAUUGAGCAAGGCCACAGCUGAUGCACUGCAGUCGUCACCCAAUGAGAUUCUUCCUCCUGAGGAGGAUCAACAGAACCUCCUCACCCUAGUGAGGAACACCAGUCUGGAGGCAUCAACUCUGCGUGAGGAUGUGGGCAAGUUGAAGGUCCGCAUUGCUGAUGUGUGUGAAGGGCCAGGAGGUCUGAACAUGCUAAGACAAGAGUUGAACAUGACCAGCCACCUGCUGCAGACCCGUCUGGACAACCUGAGCCUCACACCAGGUCCACAGGGACCAAAAGGAGAUCCUGGAAUAGCAGGUGUCCCUGGACCCAAGGGAGAUGCAGGAGCUGUAGGUCCUCGAGGUGAGAAGGGUGAUCAAGGCAUUAAAGGGAAUGAAGGGCGUCCAGGAACUACGGGCAUGAAGGGAGACAAGGGACAGCAGGGGAUCACAGGCGCACCUGGAAGCAUGGGACCUAAGGGAAAUGUAGGAGUUGCAGGUCCUCGAGGUGAGAAGGGAAACCAAGGUACCAAAGGGGAUCAAGGGCUCCAGGGAGCUCCAGGCAUGAAGGGAGAUAAGGGACAACAGGGGAGCACAGGUUCAUCUGGACCCAUGGGUCUUAAAGGAGAUGCAGGAGUUGCAGGUACCCAAGGACAAAAAGGAGAUCAAGGUGCCCAAGGGAGUAAGGGACUCCAAGGAGCUCCAGGCAUGAAGGGAGAAAAAGGACUGCAGGGAAGUCCAGGCAUGAAAGGAGAUCGAGGUGAACAAGGACUACGCGGAGAGCAGGGAGCCAAAGGGCAACAGGGUGCUCAAGGCAACAGGGGCAUCCAAGGCACACAAGGGGAGAGAGGGUUUAAAGGGCAGAAAGGAGAGCAAGGGCAGAAAGGAGAGCGUGGAAUUAGUACAAGUCUUGUGAGGAUUGCUGGUGGAGGAUCUCGAGGGCGUGUCGAAGUGUUUCACCAGGGCGAAUGGGGCACUGUAUGCGACGAUAGCUUUGACGUUACUGAUGGAGGGGUCAUUUGCCGCAUGUUGGGCUUCCAAAGAGCUACUUCAGUCUUUACUUCCACUGCAGGAACUGGAAGAAUCUGGCUGGAUGACUUAAAGUGCACUGGGCAAGAACGCAAUAUCUUCGAGUGCCCGCAUAGAGGCCUGGGAGUUCAAGACUGCUCCCACAGUGAAGAUGCUGGUGUGGCAUGUAUCUAAUCUGUCUUUGGAGCUCUCGGAUGAGCACUGCUUUUUUAUACUGAUGCAAAGCCCUUACUGAAGCUUCAGAAUGGUUCUCAUAAACAUGCAACCUUCAUUGCUGAAUAUUUUUCAACAUGUGCAAAUUAAAAAGCCUGUGCCUGGUGCAGAGGUUAACAAAACAAUAAUAUAUAACAUUCGCUGAUAUUUUGCAAGUUUAAAUUGUAAGAAUGGAUGGCAGUUAUAUCUGAGGAAGCAUUAUAACAGGAACUGAAGUUUAAAUGUCUGAACUUGUGUACUAAGCAAAUAUGUGUUGUAAUAAAUAGCAUGUGCUCCAUGUGCAUUUUGCAAGAAACCAACAAAUCCAUGAAACUAGCCAGCCCUGAACACAUACAUUUCUGAAACUAAAACUGUAUUUUUAAGUCUGUGUAGCUUCUCAAGAAGAAGUUUUAGCAUAUAGGGAUAGAUAUGAAUAAAAAUUAAAGAAACAGGAUUCGGGAUAAAGAAAUUUCUGGGAUUAAAGAAAUAUUUCUACUGUAGGACUUUAUUUCUGAGAAGGUUUGUUAAAAAAUAUAAAUUCUGAUUAAUAAAAGUAUAAACAGCAGUGAUUCUCUUCAACACAAGUGAUGAACAGUGCUAUUUUUUGGUAAAGACAGUGGACAGGAUGUAUCAUUCUAACUGCAUUAUCUAAACACCACUGAAAUGUGUUUAAAUCUUUUAACAUAUCUGACUUCUCUGACAUUGUUUAAUGCAGUGAUUCUCUGGUUGGUUGACUUUUCUCACUUACUUCUGCUCUGCAUUUAAGAAACACCUCAAAAGAAACAAAUCAGACAAAACUGACCUGUGAAGACACCUUGUGAUGUAAUUUGAAAUGAAAAGCAUGUGAUAACUUGCAAUGUGUAUGUAAUGACCUUUUGUACAUAUGCUAAAAUGUAAAUCCCAUGUAGAUCACAGUAUAGUUUCAUGUUUAACAUGUGAUGCAAUCUAAGACAUGUAACAAUCAUAUUACAGUAUGUACAAAAUAAAAGCUGUCAAAAAAGUAAUAUUAACCUUUC